Molecule: messenger RNA, 1347 nt
Organism: Haliotis rubra (blacklip abalone)
Lineage: Eukaryota; Metazoa; Mollusca; Gastropoda; Lepetellida; Haliotidae
Exons: 2
Coding region: 115-927 (270 amino acids)
Source: RefSeq, a predicted model, not a curated record
CAUCGUAACGUAUACAUAGAACAGAUGUCUUCACUAAUCAGUUACCAUUAAAGAAGAGAAGCCAUUGAUAUCACCAACAGAUUCAGCCUCUGAGAGCCUUGUUACAGACUGAUAAUGGGUGCCAACAAUACAAAGACCCCCGUCGUCGACUUGGAAGAGAUCUUGAAAUCGUGGGCAUGGAAUGUAUUUGUCAAAACUGACACUUACAAAGAGAAAGGUGCACCUCGUUUGACUGACGUCGAUAUCGACAUUGUAUGGGACAGGGUACGUUUCUCCACCAGCGAACCAGCGUUUGGAAUAAAACAAGGACCGUUCCCUGUCGAGUCUCAAGUCGUGUUCAAGGCGCAUUACAACAACAAAACUUCUGAAAUUCAAGAACAGAAUUUCUCAACAUCAAGAACAACAGUUGCCAAGGCCACAACUGUACUAACACGAGGAUUCACACGAGGCAUGAACACCGACAUUAAGAUUACAGUUCCACCGGAAGUCGCUUAUGCCACUUCCGGUUUUGGGAACAAGGUGAGCAUCCAAACGGACGAGGUGAAUACUGUCGAACACACGCUGACCUGGACAACUAACUCAAACAUUCGACUUCCACCAAAGUCCAAAAUGCUGGCUCAAUUACAGGUUAGCGCAGAACAAUUUCAAUGUGAUUUUUCCGCAUAUGUUACAUUCAAAGGAACUGUUGUGUUGCCUAUCAAGGACAGAGGGACUGGUGCGUUCAUAGAGGCAGUUCAGAAUGACAUUGCGACCAUUGUGAAGGAUGAACUAAAAAAACGGAACAUCAAAUACAACACCUCCGACCCAGAAGACAUCACGCUCAAUGGCAAAACAGUUCAGUGGCCAAUUUCCGGGGAACUCCGUUUCAAAUAUGGCGUCACACAGGAUGUGCUUCUGGACCAUUUAAACGGAUCGACGUAUGACUAGUGCUCGUGCGCAUGCUUACCGUCAAAGUGUGUUCGAAUCCAGAACUUGUUCAGUUUACGAAGCAUGUCUUUCAGCUUGCUACUGUUCCAGUCUGAUGUCAAAGCACGAAAAAAACUGUCAACUGUGAAAUAUACCCAUCUAUUUGUCAAUAGAGUGUGACAUUCAAAUAUGAAAACUGUGACAUAUACCAGUAAUCUUUAUAUCUUCUGUCUUCAUUGAUCCAAUGUAUAUAAAUUGUUAUGUUACGUCUGUGAUAGUUCAUGUGACUUUAUUAAAUUACUGUUCAUAAUAAACAUGAAAUGCCUUGUUGGUUUGCUUCAUGAAUCCUCAUUAUGUGAAACGUUGUUGUUUCUAGUGCUGGUAGAUCCGUGCAAUAUCACAUAAUAUGAUCUGUCAUUUGGGAUUUCCUUUGACGGGAGU